Messenger RNA from Sinocyclocheilus anshuiensis, 5896 nucleotides. Its product is annotated as collagen alpha-1(XIV) chain-like. NCBI's taxonomy places the organism in Eukaryota, Metazoa, Chordata, Actinopteri, Cypriniformes, Cyprinidae. The record is from RefSeq and is a predicted model, not a curated record. Gene Ontology annotation, cellular component: interstitial matrix. Bases 130 to 5541 code for a protein of 1803 amino acids. The transcript has 47 exons. Gene Ontology annotation, molecular function: protein binding.
CGACAAGAUCCGAGUGAAGUCUGACCAUCACAAGACGCGCGAAUUUGGAUCACAUUUAGAUCAAGCGGAUUUCAUUGAAACGAAUGGUGUGAAAGGUGCAGGGCAAGCAUCACUCACACGGCUAUAAGGAUGCGGGUGUCGGGAUCGAGGAUUAAGCUGUGGUGUCCGCUUAUCUCGCUGGCACUGAUUCAGUUUCUUACCCCUGUUUCGGCUCAAGCUCCAGCUCCAAGAAGACUUCGAUUUAAAGUUCUGAGUGCAGGCAGGCUACUUGUCUCAUGGAAGGAACCAAAAGGAGAAUAUGAUGGUUACAAAUUUAUAUAUAAUAGUGAACCAGCAGAAGACCAGAGCAGUGAUGGAGACACCACUCAGCCUCAAAGACUGAAAGAACCAGGACCUGUGGAAGAGGGCAAUGAGAUCUCAGGAGUGGAUCAGUUUGUCUGCACAACUUCUGCUAUUGCGGAUAUUGUCAUCCUGGUCGAUGGAUCUUGGAGUAUUGGGCGAAUCAAUUUCCGUCUGGUUCGCAUGUUCCUUGAAAACCUGGUCAGUGCCUUCGAUGUGGGAAUAGACAAAACCCGGAUUGGACUGGCCCAGUACAGCGGGGAUCCACGAAUUGAGUGGCACUUGAAUGGCUUCAGCACAAAAGAUGCAGUAAUAGAUGCUGUCAAAAACCUGCCAUACAAGGGAGGCAACACUCUCACAGGUCUUGCUCUUACCUACAUCCUGGAGAACAGCUUCAAACCUGAGUCUGGGGCUCGUAGCAAUGUUCCCAAAAUUGGAAUUCUGAUAACUGACGGCAAAUCCCAGGAUGAUGUUAUCCCACCUGCUCAGACCCUGAGAAGUGCUGGAGUCGAGUUAUUUGCCAUUGGUGUGAAGAAUGCUGAUGAGAACGAGCUGAAGGCCAUCGCCUCUGAACCAGAGGAAACACACGUUUAUAAUGUGGCAGACUUCAGUAUCAUGAGCACUAUAGUCGACGGCCUGACCAAUAAGGUGUGUGAUGGAGUGGAGCAACAAGACAAAGAAAUUAAACGAGAUUCUUCCACUGAAGAGACGGCGUCUCCACCCCAAGACUUGGUCACUUCUGAGGUGACUGCACACAGUUUUCGAGUGACCUGGACUCAUACGCCUGGCAGUGUGGAAAAAUAUCGAGUUGUUUACCAUCCAACCGGGGCAGAUAUUCUGGAAGAGAUUGUGGUGGGCGGCACGAAGAAAUCAGUCGUCUUGCAGAAUUUGAACUCUCUGACUGAAUACGAGAUUGCUGUGUUCGCUGUGUACCGCAGCGCAGCAAGUGACGCUCUGAGAGGCAGCGAGAUCACGCUGGCUCUGCCAACAGUGAGUGAUCUCAAGGUGUACGAUGUGACAGACAACAGCAUGAGAGCCCGCUGGAGGGAUGCAGAAGGGGCUUCUGGGUACAUGAUCCUUUACGCUCCACUGAGCAGUGAGACUACAGAUGAAAGAGAGCUAAAGGUGGAUGAGUCGGUGACUGAUGUGGAACUGACUGGAUUGAUUCCUGACUCAGAGUACACCGUUACGGUCUAUGCUAUGUUCGGAGAGGAGGCCAGUGAUCCCGCUACUGUUCAGGAGACCACCAUGUCCCUGAGACCUCCACGUAACCUGCGGGUCACUGAAGUUGACCACAGCUCUGUGCGACUCAACUGGGACGCAGCGUCCAGUAAGGUUAAGGGCUACCGUGUCAUGUAUAUGAAGACAGAUGGUGUCCAGACCAGUGAGGUGGAUUUGGGUCCAGUCACCAAUGUGUACCUGAAGAACCUGUCACCCUUAACAGAGUACACCGUUGCAGUUUUUGCUCUCUACGAUGCCGGCCAAUCAGAGGCACUCAGUGGUGGAUUCACAACAAAGCUUGUGCCGGCCCCGUUCAGCCUGAUGACAUCAGAGGUGACCUCAGAGAGUUUCCGGGUCAGCUGGUCACAUCCUGCCAGGGAUAUGGUGCUCUAUAAGAUGAACUGGUCACCCACUGAAGGAGGAGAAGAGAGAGAGAUGAUGCUGGAUGGAGCUGUGGACUCAUAUGUGAUUCAAAACCUGAGUCCUUUUACAGAGUAUAAGGUGUCACUGUCAGCCAUCUAUAAAGACGAAACGGAGAGCAGCGUUGUGGUUGUGCUCGAGAAUACAUUGGGCUGGACCACAGAAGUUCCCACCACUUUCCCCUCCACUACAGCAUUUGUUCAUCUGGGAGUGAGUAACCUGUGGGUGGAUGAGGAGACCCCCUUCAGUAUGCAAGUGAACUGGGAGGCGCUGGACUCAGACGUGGAGCAGUACAAAGUGACAUAUGUCAGUGCAGACCGCACAGAAGAGACAGUGUUAGUCUCGGGAAACAGAAGAAGCGUGACCCUGCAACCUCUCCUCUCAGACACAAGGUACAAGAUCACAGUGACCCCUUUUUAUGCAGAUGGAGAGUCCACAGCUCUGGCCAUGGCCUCAACCGGCAAAACAAUUCCACUUUCUGGACCCAGUAACCUAAGGGUGUCUGAUGAAUGGUAUAAUCGCUUCCGCAUCAGCUGGGACAGCCCUCAGUUCCCUACUAUGGGUUACAGAGUCAUCUACCAGCCCAUCUCAGUGCCAGGUCCGGCUCUAGAGACGUUUGUAGGGGAUGAUGUGAACACCCUGCUGAUCCUCAAUCUGUUGAGUGACACGGAGUACAGCGUUCAGGUCAUCGCCUCCUACACCACCGGCUCCAGCCAACCCCUCACCAGCAAGGGCAAAACAUUGUUUCUGGGGGUGAACAGUCUCAGCACAUACCAGGUGCUCAGUAGCAGCAUGUGUGCCCAGUGGCAACCUCACCGCCACGCCACCGUCUACAGAGUCGUCAUUGAGUCACUGCUCAACGGUCAGAAACAGGAAGUGAGGGUCGGUGGUGGUGCAUCUAGAGAGUGCUUCUUCAACCUUUCCCCCGACACCCAGUACAAGAUCAGCGUCUACAGUCUUUUACAGGACACAGAGGGUCCUGCCGUCACCACAAUGGCAACCACUGUUUGCAAAGCAGCCAAGGCAGACCUGGCCUUCCUUGUAGAUGGCUCCUGGAGUAUUGGAGAUGACAACUUUCAGAAGAUUAUCCGUUUCCUAUACAGCACAACUGGUGCACUUGAUGUGAUUGGCCCAGAGGGAACACAGGUGGCCAUUGUUCAGUUCAGUGAUGACGCCAGGACUGAGUUCAAGCUCAGCUCCUACAGCGAUAAGGAGGCUCUGCUGGACGCCGUGCAGCGCAUCACCUACAAGGGAGGAAACACCAAGACAGGUCGAGCCAUUAAGCAUGUGAAGGAGGCCAUCUUUGCUGAGGACGUGGGUGCAAGGAGGGGCAUUCCUAAAGUGUUGGUAGUGCUCACAGACGGGCGAUCUCAGGAUGAUGUCAACAAGAUCUCUAAGGAGAUGCAGAUGGAGGGCUACAUCAUCUUUGCCAUUGGCUUCGCUGAUGCUGACUAUGGGGAGCUGGUGAACAUUGCCAGCAAACCCAGCGAGAGACAUGUGUUCUUUGUGGAUGAUCUGGAUGCCUUCAAGAAAAUUGAAGAACAGCUCAUAACUUUUGUUUGUGAGGCUGCGACUGCCACUUGCCCCUCGAUGUUGAUGAGCGGAAACACUUUAGCUGGUUUCCGUAUGAUGGAGAUGUUUGGUUUGGUCGAGAAGCACUACAACAGUGUGCAAGGUGUCUCAAUGGAGCCUGGGACGUUCAACAGCUACCCCUGCUACCGGUUGCACAAGGACGCCCUCGUCUCCCAGCCUACCAGGUAUCUACAUCCAGAAGGCCUUCCCUCUGACUACACUAUAUCUAUGCUGUUCCGCAUACUGCCUGAAACUCCUCAGGAACCUUUUGCAUUGUGGGAAAUCCUUGACAAAAACAAUGAGCCACUGGUGGGCAUUAUCCUGGAUAACGGAGGGAAAACAUUAACCUUCUUCAAUUCCGACUACAAGGGAGAAUUUCAAACGGUGACUUUCGAAGGAAGUGAAAUUAAGAAGAUUUUCUAUGGCAGUUUCCAUAAGCUUCAUGUGGCCAUCAGCAAAACCGCUGCUAAAGUGGUGAUCGACUGCAAAACGGUGGGAGAGAAAUCCAUCAAUGCUGCAGGGAACAUCACCAUUGAUGGAGUGGAGGUUCUGGGACGCAUGGUCCGCUCGCGUGGAAGGAGAGAUAACUCAGCGCCGUUUCAGCUCCAGAUGUUUGACAUAGUCUGCAGUACAUCAUGGGCCAGUCGGGAUAAGUGCUGUGAGCUUCCAGGCUUGAGAGUAGAAGAGGACUGUCCUGCCAUGCCCCAUGCCUGCACCUGUGCUCAGGAUAGCAAAGGACCACCUGGACCCUCAGGACCCCCGGGCGGUCCUGGUAUCAGAGGUUCAAGAGGAGAUCGGGGGGAGCCAGGCUUGACGGAGACUGCCGGGCAUUCACACUUUGUUUCAGCAGCCCGGCUGGUGGGGCCUCAAGGGCCACCUGGUGAGAUUGGAUCUCCAGGACCGCAGGGACCACCGGGUCCUCAGGGGCCGAAUGGACUGUCCAUUCAGGGGUCACCGGGGGCUCCAGGAGAAAAAGGAGAUAAGGGUGAAAUUGGUCUGCCAGGUCCUCAGGGUGUACCAGGUGCCAGUGGAGGACCAGGCCGAGAUGGACCUCCAGGACAGAGAGGCCUAACGGGUAAAGAUGGACCCCAGGGACGACAGGGUCCUCCAGGACCAAUGGGAAGCCCUGGAGCUCCUGGGGCUCCAGGACCAAGUGGAUCGCCAGGGCAAAUUGGUGAUCAGGGGCCACCUGGGCCUCCCGGCACCAAAGGCGAACGAGGAGAGAGAGGUGACAUGCAGUCUCAGGCCGCUGUCCGUGCCAUGGCGCGACAAGUUUGUGAACAGCUAAUUCAGAGUCACUUGUCUCGCUACAACUCUAUUUUGAACCAGAUUCCCAGUCAGUCUGUUUCAGUACGAACAGUACCAGGUCCACCGGGUGAGCCUGGUCGGUCAGGACCUCCGGGGCCACAGGGAGAGCAGGGUCCCGCUGGCAGACCAGGAUUCCCUGGAGCCAGUGGGCAAAAUGGCCGCCCAGGAGAGAGAGGUCUCCCAGGAGAAAGGGGAGAGAAGGGCAGUCCAGGGAUAGGGACACAAGGUCCUCGUGGUCCUCCAGGGCCUCCAGGGCCUCCUGGAGAAGGUCGGACAGGAAGUCAGGGCCCUCCAGGGAGACCUGGAAUUCAAGGCACCUCAGGACGUCCAGGUAUCCCUGGUAGCCCUGGUCCCGCAGGACCCCCCGGCUACUGCGACCAGAACUCCUGCCUCAGAUACAACAUUAGAGUACAACAGUUACCCUCCAACCCCUACCAAAACUACGAUCCUGCCACCAACUACAACAACGAUGAGGAGGAAGAGGACCCUUACGGUGGCUACCGUGCCUACCCUCCUCAGUACUACCAACCCAGUUACCCUGACCCCCAUGCCGCCAGGUUUGGCCCCGCCCACCCUGGUGACACGGUGGGGAUGAGAUCAGCUGGCACACGCCGCUUCUCCCGCAGCACGGCCGAAGAGGGGAGUGUUGAUGAGUCGGAAGUGCAAGUGAAGGCCAAAUAGCUCGGGUGGCCAGCCCCGGCAAACCGAGCAUCCACACACAAACACUUUUCAUCAGAAUAUCCUGCAGGAUAGGAUUGAGGGAAAUCCGAAAAGUGCCUGCUAUAUGCAUCCUUAUGGGGGGUGGGUUUGUGAAGAUUAGAAAAUGAAACUGUGCCGAUAUUAAUCCAGUGACUUUUCUGUCUUUUGUGAGGCUGCAUGUAGCCAAUGAGAUGAAAAGCAAGUUCAAAGAAGGAACACGGCACAAAAAAAUAAAAUCAUUUUCCCAAUCAGUACUUUUUGUCUGGUUGUCCAGUAAAAAUAUCUAAAAAGUAUUAAUUAAUUUACCUGAAGCAAAAUUUAUAGAAUGAAUUCAAAA